UUCAUGGAAGAAAAAGAUGAACAGGUCAUGUCAGUCGAGUGUACAUAAUAUACGCGUAGUAGGCUACUAAGGGGAGGAGGGGUUAUAUCCUGAACUACCGGAGAGACGCUCAUGUUCGUGCUCACACUCACACUACUCUUCAACUGUCUGUCCUGACAAGAGUGAGACAUCAGAUGUCCUCGGGAAAUAUGGACCUUGAGAGGAAAAGAAAAAUGAAGGAGCAAUGUGCCCUGAGGAAGGACAUCAUCAAAGAGUUCCUCGCAGAAUUUCUGGGGAUAUUCGUAUUAAUACUCUUUGGAUGUGGCUCGGUGGCCCAGACAGUGCUGAGUAAGGGAGCUCUGGGAGAACCCCUAACCAUACACAUCGGCUUCACUCUGGGGGUGAUGAUGGCCGUCUACGUGGCUGGGGGAGUGUCAGGGGCUCAUGUGAACCCAGCAGUCUCCCUGGCCAUGGUGGUCCUGGGCAAGCUGCCUAUAAAGAAGUUCCCUGUCUACGUGGCAGCACAGUUCCUGGGUGCCUUCGCUGGAUCUUGUGCUGUCUAUGGGUUGUAUUAUGAUGCCUUAAUGGAACACACAGGAGGAGUUAUGCAAGUUACUGGUGUCAAUGCCACAGCUAAUAUAUGGGCAUCCUACCCUGCCAAGCACAUCUCAGUCCUUGGAGGAUUCGUAGACCAGGUAAUAGGAACAGCUGCCUUGAUCUUGUGCAUUCUGGCCAUUAUUGAUGGGAAGAACAUUGGAGCUCCUAAAGGGAUGGAGCCACUGUGCAUUGGCUUGAUCAUCAUGGCCAUCGGAGUGUCCAUGGGACUCAACUGUGGCUAUCCCAUCAACCCUGCCAGAGACCUGGGCCCAAGGCUCUUCACUGCUGUGGCCGGAUGGGGCAUGGAGGUGUUCCGUGCUGGAGGCUGCUGGUGGUGGAUCCCAGUAGCGGGGCCCAUGGUGGGAGGAGUGGUGGGGGCCGGCGUUUACUUCCUGUUCAUCGAGCUGCACCAUGCCGAGCCUGAGAAACAGGGGGAGAACAACGUCAAGGACAAAUACGAGAUGGUCACCCUGAGUUAGACAGAGAGGUCAUGGGCCCCAAUGGUACUGAGGCUUGGCAGCUUCCUACCCCUUUAACCCUCAACAGGCUAAACAUUCACCUCAAUGAGGCCACACUUGACACAACCUUCUCUGCCGGCACUAGAGUCAUUUCCUCUGUCUAAGGGACCUGAGGUCAGGUCUCAGUCUAAGGGACCUGAGGUCAGGUCUCGGUCUUUGCACUCUCAUGGACAGGUCCGCUGAAAGAAUGCCAGUUGAGCCAACACAUAAAAAACACAAACAAUGUUAAUGUUAAAUUCACAAGCACAAGCUGAGAUCUCAGGCAUGUUUACUAGCCCAUGACAUCAUCAACAUCAGGUGUUCAGACUAUCCAUUCUACUCUGAGGAUAGUUCCUGACUACAGUGAUUUUUAAGAAUUUAUAUUGCAUUUCUUGUAUAGGGCUAUUUUUCAUUGCAGGAGGAAUUUUCCAAGUUUGAAAUGUCUCAAUAUUUUCUCUUUCAGGCAGAGGCAAUGGUAAAUGUUAUUAACAACAUAGAAAAUAGCCAGUAACAGUUUCGAUGAUGGAAGGAAGAAAGUGUGUAUAUUUUUUGUCAUUGAGCUAGUUUAAUGGUAUGCUCUUUGGAGUGUCUUCCGUCUUCUGCUUCACUUCAUCCAUCUAUUUGUUACAGUUGUGUGAAUCGCUCUGCCUGCUGCGACGCACAGCCUCAUCACUGCAUGUGUGCUAUAGCUAACACACAUCUAUGUAUUUGUGCUUUGAAAUGCUCAUAGUCUUUUUUCCUAGCAUUUAUUUUUAGAGUGCAGAAAAAACAGCCUUAAUGUGUGUGAAAUGAGCCUCACACCGUUCAGUUUGUACUCUCUCUCUCUCGUGGAGCACAGAACUAUGUAUCGUGACAUGGCAUCACUUCUGAAUUAUUUGUAUCUGACUUUUAUUUCCUCUUAUAUAACGUUCCUGCUGUCAUGUGCAUACAUUUUCAUAGAAGCAUGAGUAGGGAAGCCUAGUAUCUACAGUACCUAGCAUUGAAAUGUUUUAAUAAACAAUAUACUGUAUGAAGAGUCCAUUGAGAGAUAGUUUACCCCACUGGCCAAUGGCCAUAUGGGAAUGUAUAAAAAUGGUUUGUUUAUCAUAAUCAAUACGUUAUUCCUCCAAUGAUGUGACUAGGAUUUAACCACUCAGGAACUCCUACACUAUGACCUAUAGUGAACUGGACAAUAACAGAAUAACAUCAGUACAACUUCCAACAAUAGAGCCCUUCAACUCAUACAAAAACACUAAAAUGAACCAAGUCCUUCCAUCCUAGUAAUGUUAUUUAGCCAUGAGUGGGCAGAGGAACAUGGGUGGGCAGAGGAACACUAGUUCCCUAUUCCCAGAAGAGCCCUCACCAAUGGAACACAUUUUAUAACCUGUAUGUGGCUUACUACUGAACCAGAUAUAAUUCGUAGGGAAAAAUAAUCUCUAUUAUUUUACACCUUUGUUACUUAGUGGUUUAGUUGCUGUAGUUUCUUAUUGUAGUUUGUUUUUUGCUUUAAAAAAUUGCUACUUGUACUUUGGAUGACUACGUGAUGCUAGCUUGAUUCUCCUGAGAUUCAACCUUUUUAGGAGUACAAUGUUUUAUGGCUGUUGUUUUUUUGUUGCUUCACUUGGCUUAAAAAAAGAUAAAAGGCACUUUUACUCACACAAUUUUUCUCAGAUGCUAUUUGAUAAAAGUUACUUGUUUGUGAAGGUCAUUUUGUAAUUUAUACAACUGUAUUGUAGAUUUUACAAAAAUACAUAUUUUAUGUGCAUUA
Messenger RNA from Salmo salar (Atlantic salmon), 2820 nucleotides. Its product is annotated as aquaporin-9. Gene Ontology annotation, molecular function: glycerol channel activity; water channel activity; urea transmembrane transporter activity. Lineage: Eukaryota; Metazoa; Chordata; Actinopteri; Salmoniformes; Salmonidae. Gene Ontology annotation, biological process: water transport; glycerol transmembrane transport. The record is from RefSeq and is a predicted model, not a curated record. Gene Ontology annotation, cellular component: plasma membrane; basolateral plasma membrane.